This is a messenger RNA of Triticum dicoccoides, 4105 nucleotides long. RefSeq names its product sodium/hydrogen exchanger 8-like. The record is from RefSeq and is a predicted model, not a curated record. The coding region runs from base 1523 to 3766 and encodes 747 amino acids. Gene Ontology annotation, molecular function: potassium:proton antiporter activity; sodium:proton antiporter activity. Gene Ontology annotation, cellular component: chloroplast envelope; plasma membrane. Gene Ontology annotation, biological process: regulation of intracellular pH; sodium ion import across plasma membrane; potassium ion transmembrane transport. The transcript has 13 exons. NCBI's taxonomy places the organism in Eukaryota, Viridiplantae, Streptophyta, Magnoliopsida, Poales, Poaceae.
GAUGACCCAACUUUGUAAGUUGAGUCAUCUAUUUUGGAACGGAGGGAGUAUUUAGGAACGGAGGGAGUAGUAAUCUGUGCACGUGGUAGGAAUGUUUUGUCAUAUUCCAUCCCUGAGCUCUCAAUCCUGGGGUCGUAAUAUGCAUACACUUUGGGUGUCGAGCAACGCGCGUUGGUACCCCAUAGAUGACUCAGUUGACACAGAUUUACCCAAGGUUCAGGCUCCUGUAUAGGUCAUAUCCUCGCCGGAUGGCGAUCUCCAUGCUUGGCUCCUCAAAAGAACAGGGUCGUGUUGCUUGAGGUUUGAAUUGAAUUGUCCUCCUACAUAUGCGUCUUUUCGUCAGGGUUUGAUCCUCUCCGGGUUUGUCUCAUAGAUGGCACCAUCCUUAGUCGGCUUAAACGCUGGAUCCUUCAGGGUAAGUCCUUCCCUAGUGCAAUGGGUAUUGGGUAUGGUCUUGUAGAAGACCCCUUAGGCCUUGUGUACGAGCAGGUCAUCUUAUGUAAGUACGCUUUCUCUCGUGCGCUCGUGACACCCUGAUACGUCUCAAGUAGCGUUGAGACGAUUUUUGGAGUGGCCUGAUCUUUCACCGCACGCACACACAGUAGCAAUGAGUUCGCCAGCAAGAACGAACAGCAGUAGAUGAUAGACUAUGCUUGUAAACGUGUAGUAGCUAGAUGAAGAAAAUAUAGUGGAAAGAAGUAGCACCGUGGCGUAGUACUACUACAGCUAGAUUAGAUGGAUGGAUUAUGCUAAUGAUGAUCAGCGGCGACGGCGGCGACGGAGCGAUUAACAGAUGGAGCAGAGAACAGAAGUACUAGAUGAGAUGAAAAAUAGAGAUGAUUCGACCCUUGCUGAUCAAGAACCGAACUGAAGCUUGUGUCCUGACGAUCAACGCCGCCGAAACACCAUGCAAAUAUCAAACCCUAAUAAGGGACGCAGGAGCACAGAUAAGGCGCAUCCAUUAGAUGCAAUUUCUGAGUAUUUUUACUUCCAACUAAAACCUAACUUUUACAUGGCCAUAUGGCCUUUAUUUAUAGGCACACGCAGGCACCUAGGCUAAGCCCGUAACUAACAGAAUCACAAACCGGACUCAACAAGGAAAAAAAAAUAUAAAGCAUCCAACUAGGAUAUGGCUGGGACAAAACUAAAAACUAGGAGACUUUGACCUUCACGUAAGCUUGCUUUCCUGAUUAGAGUUGUACAAGUAGUUGCAUGGAGUUCUAAAACAAGGCUCCACUUCAUCUGAAGGAAUUAGCUCAAUAGGCAUCUCACCAAUACUUGGACCCCUGAAUAAAAUGUCUUGUUUUUGACUUCCUUGGAUAUUUCAUGAGCAAGGCAUGGAGCCUAAUAUACCUCUUUGAUUUGUUGAAUGCAACACCUUCCUUUGACGUAAAGCAGGCACAAUAUAUUUUGAUGUAUUAUCCUCACUAUCAGAGUCUCGUUUCGAAGGUAUCUUAUUUAGCACCAAUGGUGAAACAACAAUAUUACCUAGGGUGACCGCAUCACACCCUGAGGAGACGCGAUGACACACUCAAAAAUUAUGUAUGUUCUCAUAUUUUCUGAGAUUGCCUAUUUGUAUCUUACUGCUGUUUUAUUUGUAUUCAGGGAAAUAGUUGCUUACAUUGCGAACACACUUAUUUUCAUACUGAGUGGGGUUAUUAUUGCAGAUGGCGUGCUAAGACAUAAUGUCCAUUUUGAGAGGCACGGCACUUCAUGGGGGUUUCUUCUUCUGCUCUAUUUCUAUGUACAAAUGGCACGGGCUGCAGUUGUCGGUGCUCUGUAUCUUUUGUUGCGCUACUUUGGGUAUGGUUUGGACUUAAAAGAAGCCAUAAUUAUUGUUUGGUCUGGGCUGCGAGGUGCUGUUUCCCUAUCAUUAGCGCUGUCUGUUAAACGUGCUAGUGAUACAGCUCAACCUUUUCUGAAACCAGAAGUCGGAACAAUGUUUGUGUUCUUCACUGGCGGCAUCGUGUUUCUGACACUAAUAUUGAAUGGUUCUACCACACAAUUUUUGUUGCACGCACUUGGUAUGGACAACCUGUCAGUAACAAAGCUUCGCAUGUUGAAUUAUACUAGACAUGAAAUUCUAAACAAUACAUUAGAAGCUUUUGGUGAUCUCAAAGAUGAUGAGGAGCUUGGUCCUGCUGACUGGGUUACAGUUAAGAAAUAUAUCACAGGCUUGAGUAACUUGGAAGAUGAACAUGCACAUCCACAUGAUGACAAUCAUGAUCACGUACAUACCAUGAAUUUAAAGGAUGGUCGAGUGCGUCUUUUGAAUGGUGUGCAAGCCAGUUACUGGGCAAUGCUUGACCAGGGACAGAUAACUCAAGCUACAGCAAAUAUUUUGAUGCGAUCAGUUGAUGAAGCUAUGGAUCUUGUUUCUAGCCGACCAUUAUGCGAUUGGAACAGUUUGCAGUCCAGUGUCCAUUUCCCAAGUUACUAUAGGUUCCUUUCUGCAAGCAUGUUACCACAAAGUUUUAUCACAUACUUCACAGUACAAAGAUUGGAGUCAGGAUGUUACAUCUGUGCUGCAUUUCUUCGUGCUCAUAGAAUUGCAAGGAGACAACUACAAAAUUUUCUUGGUGAUAGUGAGAUUGCAAAAAUUGUUAUUGAUGAAAGUAAUGCUGGGGGAGAGGAAGCUAGGAAGUUCUUGGAAGAAGUUCGCUGUACAUUCCCUCAGCUUCUUUGUGUGCUAAAGACUCGACAAGUAACAUAUGCUGUAUUGACACACUUGAGUGAGAAUGUUCAAAACCUAUGGAAGACUGGGUUACUGGAAGAAAAAGAAAUGGCACAUCUGGAUGAUGCUUGGCAGACAGACCUGAAGAAGCUUAAGAGGAAUCCACAAUUAGUGAAAAUGCCAAGAGUUGGCGAUCUUUUAGGCACUCAUCCAUUAGUCGGCAUGCUGCCUGCUGCUGUGCGUGCUCCUUUGUUAAGCAAUACAAAAGAAAAAGUAAAAGGGCAUGGUGCAGCCCUAUAUAUGGAAGGCUCAAGAGCAACUGGUAUAUGGAUUGUUUCGAUCGGAGCAGUAAAGUGGAGAAGUCAGAGGCUAAGCAGCAGGCAUUCUUUGCACCCAAUUUUCCCACAUGGAAGCACUUUGGGUCUAUACGAGGUGCUAACAGGAAAGUCUUGUCUCUGUGACAUGAUUACAGAUUCUCUCGUGCGCUGUUUCUUUAUUGAAGCUGAAAAGAUAGAUCAAUUGCGUCGGUCAGAUCCUUCUGUUGAGGCUUUUCUGUGGCAGGAAAGUGCUGCAGUCAUUGCUAAGCUCUUGAUCCCACGUGUGUUCGAGAAAAUGACAAUGCAAGAGACGCGGCUUCUCGUCAGCACAGGAUCUACUAUGAACUUGUACACCAAGGGUGAAGACAUCAUGCUCGAGCAUAAUUACAUCGGCAUCUUACUAGAAGGAACUUUGAAGGCGGAGAACCAAAACAGCAUCUUACCUCCAGGAGUGCUGCUGCCAUCAAACAUGGACCUGGAGUUACUUGGUCUGGAGUCUUCAGCUAUGAACCGUAUGGACAGUUGCUACGCAGCAGACAGCUAUCAGGUGGAAGCCCAAGCUAGAGUUCUCAUCUUCGAAGUAGGGAGGCUGUUCACGGAGGCCAAUGGGCAGAGGAACCAGCCGGGUGGUAGCUUCUCUGCUGAAGCCUUGCAGCUCAGCGUGGAAGAAUCCACUGGAGAAGAACAAGUCAUCAUUACCGUCGACUCUCCGAACAAGCUGCCCUUGGGUGAUUCAUCAGCUGGCUCAUCAUCUGGCGUGACGCGAGGCAGCUGAUGGGAUCUUGUGCGAAUAUAGUAGCGUGCUUGAUGGAGUAGCAAUCAUGAAAUUGACCUCUCUUUUUGAGAAACUUGGCUUUAUUACUUGCUGGUGUAACUAAAUCGCCGGUAACCAUAAAUAGAGUGUACAAAGUUGGGUAUGUCAUCAUGCCAUUUGACAUCGCUGGGUGUCAUACAAGCUACGUAAUUACAGAUAAGAGAUGCUGAAGGUGAUAGUCAUGAAAUUAGCUUUAUGGACCGAAAAAGGAUUUGGGACGCUCUCAGUUUUGUUUAAAAGAGCGCGUCGCUGCAACCAUUCAAUCACGUUAUAUUCAGCUUUUUUUGCUACAUUGGCCAA